Messenger RNA from Paramisgurnus dabryanus, 1609 nucleotides. RefSeq names its product serine/threonine-protein kinase pim-2-like. Lineage: Eukaryota; Metazoa; Chordata; Actinopteri; Cypriniformes; Cobitidae. Gene Ontology annotation, biological process: negative regulation of apoptotic process; regulation of mitotic cell cycle; protein autophosphorylation. The record is from RefSeq and is a predicted model, not a curated record. Gene Ontology annotation, cellular component: cytoplasm. Gene Ontology annotation, molecular function: protein serine/threonine kinase activity; ATP binding.
AUGCCGACUUCACAGAUUGAGGCCGAUCCAGCUAUCCCUGAUGCCAGGGAAGUUGUUGAUCUGGCAGAUUCUCAAUCGAAGAGUGUUGGCUUAAAGAAACACAAACAAAAGGCUUCAAAGAGCCGCUCAUUUCACAACCCUUGGAGAAAAAAAGGGAAGAGUAAAGUGAAAAUAGAUGCCGAUCCAGCUAUUCCUGAUGCCAUGGGUGGUGCGGAUCUGGCCAGUUUUGGUGGCAUCGCUGCAGCUAAUGCCAGGCUACAGAAGAUAGGUGCCAUUCCAGAGAAUAUUGGGUUAAAAGGUGGCGGAAAUCCCGACCCAAAUAAAGCUAAAAAUCCUGGGUCAAAAGAAGAUGGAAAUCCUGGGGCAAAAGCCCUUGAAAAUCCCAGAAAUCCCUUACCAGAAGAUGUUAAAGUUGUCAGGCCAAAAGUUAUAGAUGUUGUUCAACAAGCUUUUGAACCGCCAAGCGAGAAGAAACCAGCUGAUCCCUCAGUGCCUAAAGACACUUUUGAUUCUAAAUAUCAACUCUUGGAGGAUGAAAUGCUUGGGGAAGGUUUCCAUGGCAAAGUGUACAAAGGGAUCCGUAAAUCGGAUGGCACUCCGGUUGCCAUCAAGCUAAUAAGCAGACAAAUCAAUCAUAGCACUAUUCAGAUUCCUGGAUACCCCAAACCGCUCAUUACAGAAGUGGCGCUGCUGCUUAAGUUAAGAGAUGCCCCCUUAUGCACCAAUGUCAUACAGUUGUAUGACUGGUACGAGACUAAACACUUUUAUAUGCUCGUGUUGGAGUACCCACUGCACAGCGAAUCCUUGAUGCAAUUUGUUAAUCGUGAAGAAAAACUAAGUGAAAAUACAGCAAGACAUCUCAUGCGUCAGGCGGUACUGGCAGUGCAACACUGUCUGGAUAAUGGAGUUUUCCAUGGCGACAUCCAUACCGGAAACUUCUUGGUGCAGCAAUCAACAAUGAGCCUGAAGUUAAUUGACUUUGGGUCUGGAGUUUAUAUGACGCAUGAUGAUGGCUAUGAUUCCUAUGACUUUAGGGGAGCUUCAUGGUGCGCUGAGAUCGAAAAAAUUCAGGCCGUGCGAGAAAACGUCUGGGCCUUAGGUGAUGUGCUGUACUAUAUGGUGCAUGGAUCUUUCGUGAAAUCCAGGAAUCGGAGGAGAAAUCGUUUAUCAAAGGAAAUCUCCAAUCUGUUAAGAGGUUGCCGGGCCAAGAAUCCAAGUGAUCGUCCGACGCUCAAGAAGAUCUUAGAUCAUGACUGGUUUAAAAUUGAGUCUGACGAAGAAGAGCUACUCGUAUACAAAAUGAGGGCACUAUCCACACAAAAAUAAAAAGGAUGAAGCUGCAUGACUGAAGGAGAGGGGGAUGAUUGGAGAUGCUGUUGUCAUCAUCCUGAGACAUAUGGAGUUUGCUAAUCAUGUUUAUGGAUAAAUAAGUUUCUACAACCAGAAAGCGAGAAUAGCACAGUCAUUAAAAGGGCCACAAUUUCUCAGGAGUAACACAUUUUUGCACACUUUCUGCAUAAUGUUUUAUUUCAGCCUCAGACUUCAUGAUCACAGACCGCUGGCUGAACGUCUGAUGCAGAUCCUGUCUCAUCCUUGAACACAUUAAAAA